This is a messenger RNA of Prinia subflava (tawny-flanked prinia), 4433 nucleotides long. It is a transcript of the gene GPM6A, whose product is annotated as glycoprotein M6A. Gene Ontology annotation, cellular component: plasma membrane; neuronal cell body; axonal growth cone. Lineage: Eukaryota; Metazoa; Chordata; Aves; Passeriformes; Cisticolidae. Bases 976 to 1842 code for a protein of 288 amino acids. Gene Ontology annotation, biological process: neuron projection development. The transcript is spliced from 6 exons. The record is from RefSeq and is a predicted model, not a curated record.
GACUCACACCUGUUGAACAUCUUAUACGUAAUUUUUAAUUGGUCUUUGUCUGUAUAAAUAUUUAAAAUCUAUAUGCUUCACUUUGUUUUCUAUUCAGGUCCUUUUUGCUAUAAACUGGUAGUUUUUAGGAGAAAACACAGCUUCUGAUUAUUGAGUCAAUGCCUGCUUGUCUUCUCUCAGCCAGUGGUUCCCACCUUCUCUGUCCCUUCAGAAGGCAGUAGGAAGGGUUCCUUGGGAUGUAAGAGGUAUUAUGGGACUGAGGAGAUUUGGAGGAGUCAGAGAUGCUGCAUUCAUGAAACUAGGCAGGGCAGUGCCAGAAACUUGAGCACACUUACUGAAGAAAUGUUUUUUUUUUGUGGAACUGGGCACUGGUUUAGACACUGUGAUGGUGGGAAAAGAGGCUGGCAAUUUAUAACUCAAGAGCAAUUACCUUCACUUAAGAAACAUCACACAGGGUAAAAUAUAUUGAGAGAAAAUUCAAAUAUAUAUUUUUUCUAAUUAUGUGCUUUUUGGUGGAUGUCUAUUUAUUCUUGUGAGGUAUUUGUGUGAUACACAAAGAGCUGGUGUUGCAGGCAGGAGCAGUUCUGUUUGAUUUUUGGGGUGUUUUUUUUUUGUUUGUUUGGUUUUUUUGGUUUGGUUGUUGUUUGUUUGUUUGUUUGUUUGUUUUGGUGAUGGUUUCCUGUUAUUAAGAGUCCUCUUCAGUAAUCAGAGAACUGACCAGCAGGAAUUGUGAAUAUAGGUGUAACUUAGGACUAACACUGUAACCUGUUCUGAAUAAAAACAUGAAGGUCUGCAAGGAACUAACUGUUUAACCUUUCCUAUUAAUCAGAUGGCAUGUCUACAUUUAAUAGGUCAAAUAGCAACUGAGAAAACUCAGAAGCUGGAUUAACCUUUCACAGGUUUUCUGACAGUCGUUGUUAUACUUGACCUAAACUAUCUUUGGGCUACAGCCUUUAAUUUUCAGAAGUGUUUCUCAUGAAUAAAACAUUCUUUUUGCUUUUUGGAUAUAAUUUAGUAGCAUUUUUUUUUUUCUUUUUUUCAGGAUGUUUUGAGUGUUGCAUCAAAUGCCUGGGAGGCAUUCCUUAUGCAUCUUUGAUUGCUACUAUCCUGCUCUAUGCUGGAGUUGCACUGUUCUGUGGCUGUGGGCAUGAAGCACUUUCAGGAACCGUCAACAUUCUGCAAACCUACUUUGAGAUGACAAGAUCUGCAGGAGAUGUUAUUGAUGCCUUUACCCUGAUUGACAUCUUCAAGUAUGUGAUAUAUGGUGUAGCAGCUGCAUUCUUUGUAUAUGGCAUUCUGCUGAUGGUGGAGGGAUUCUUUACAACUGGUGCCAUUAAGGAUCUCUAUGGAGAUUUCAAAAUCACCACUUGUGGCAGAUGUGUGAGUGCCUGGUUUAUUAUGCUGACAUACAUCUUUAUGUUGGCCUGGCUUGGAGUUACAGCUUUCACUUCUCUGCCUGUUUACAUGUACUUCAAUCUGUGGACCAUUUGCCGAAAUGCCACCGUAGUGGAUGGAGCUAAUCUCUGCUUGGAUCUUCGCCAGUAUGGUAUUGUAACUAUUGGAGAAGAGAAGAAGGUUUGCACCUCAUCAGAAAGUUUCAUCAAGAUGUGUGACUCUAAUGAGCUAAACAUGACAUUCCACUUGUUCAUUGUGGCACUUGCUGGAGCUGGAGCAGCAGUCAUUGCUAUGGUUCAUUAUCUCAUGGUCUUGUCUGCCAACUGGGCCUAUGUGAAAGAUGCUUGCAGAAUGCAAAAAUAUGAGGAUAUUAAAUCAAAGGAGGAACAAGAGCUGCAUGAUAUUCAUUCUACUCGCUCUAAAGAGCGGCUCAAUGCUUAUACAUAAAAGAAACCUUGUCUUACUUCCUAACAUGUGAAUGCUUUGUUGUUUAACUAAAGGCCAUCCUACCAUUUUAAAAACAAUUGAAAGUGCUUCUCACAAAAGAUAGUUUGGGUGACUUACAUAUCACCUACAUACAAUUCUUGGUUGUCUAGCACUUGGUUUCUUAAUUAGUUCUUACUUUGUGUGACCAUUCUAUACCACAAAGCUCCUAUAUAGCCUUUCCCGAAUCCCUUUAAGCUAAUUAGUUCUGAUAGGUCAAGGAUACUAAACUAUUGUCAAAUACAACUAUGUGUUUGAUUUUUUUAAUCACUUUGUAUGUGUUAUGCAUAACACCUUUUGCAUUGUUUCUUAUAUGUUUUUGGAAAAAAAGUAGCUUUUUAUACUUUUUAGUUAUGAGUUCAGUAACUACUUUAACUACAGGUAUACUUCAAAGGGACCAUUGUACAUUAUGUACAAUAUAUAAAGAAAACAUUCUGAUGACUUUCCUUUAUAUAUGGAAAACUUGCCAGAGGGGCCCUGAUCAACUUGAAUGAAGGUCCUAAGAACGUUUUAAACAAUCAAAGGUGCAAUUUCUAAAUUUGUAAUAGUGGGUAAAAAAAUAAAAAAAAAGCGAAAAAAGAAAAAAAAAGAAAAAAAAGAAAAAAAGUGCUUCUUAUCUUUGUUAACAUUGUAUUAUUGAUGUUUUUAAAGAAUAUUCUCUUGUUUCAAGUUCCAUGGGUGAUAAUUCCUGUUUGUAUUGUGAGCAUGCAGUCCGUGGUGCUAACAAUGCAUGGCCACUUGCCUUUGAAGGAAUUCAAUACCACGGCUACCUGUUAACGAGUUAUGGUAUAUAGACAACUGUUAAUUAAGUGAUAUAGUUAUUCAUAGUUUUCUACAGAAUAAUCUCUCUUUAAUUCAAUGAUGGUUAUGCUAAAUUGGAGCUGUCCAUGUGAUGAUGUAAGAAAUUACUGCUUAGCUACAUUUAUGAAAGUAAUAUAUCUAAAAUGCAGUGACCAUAGAAGUCAGAUGUCUUUUUACCUGCUUUAAAAAUUUAAAUGGAUUGCACCUGUCUGAACUGUAAAAGGUAUAUCAAAGGAGACUUCCAUAAAUGUUAUAGCUUGGCUUCUAGCUUUCCUACACAUAAUAGUUUACCUGUAUUAUGUUGAAGUAAGGUGAAAGACCACUACGAAGCUUAUUAUUUCAAAGUGUAGUAAUAUAUUUGAACUUUUAUUUUGACAGGAAAAUGUUAUCAGAAAGAUAGGUCAUCUUAAUUUGAAAGAAUUACCUAUAUCAAAAACAGAACAAAAAACCCUAUUUAAGAAAAGUCAGUAUUAUUGGACCAAAUUUGGUGGAUUCUUUUUUUUUUAUUUUGCCUAUUUCUAAUGCUACAAGAAUGCUGUAAAGUGUCUUUUAAAGUGAUGUAGCCUGACAAGACAUUUUUGUCAGUGUUAAAAAUCUUAGAUAGUUUUGUGCACUUAUUGGACCAUUGUGAAUUCUCUCUCAGUGUAAGUGCAUUUCUAAUAAAACUUCUUGAGUAAAACUCUUCUUUGUACUAUUACUAGUCAUGCAUCAUCAGUAAUUUUUAACAAUUCUUGUAGUAAGUAGAAGGUAAUACUAUAGUUACUUGUGGCAUGAUAAUGCAUUAAGUAGUAUUAGUUGGUUGAGUUUCUUUCUUUUUCUUUUCUUUUGCUUGUUUUGGGGGUUUUUUGGUUGUGUUUUUGAUUUGGGGUUUUGGUUUGGAUUUUUUUUUACACUUAAGCUGUCCUACGGGGUCAACAGUUUUCUGAUAAUGUGCAGUACCGGUAUUACAGUUCUGCAAAAAGUAUUAGGAACCUCUUUUUGGAUUCUAUAUUGUAGUGUUUCAGUUUUGUGUCUUAAAAUGUUUGUGCUGAUUUUUAAAAUUAUGUCUUUUAAACUCAUGUAAUGAUGUUAAUGCUUUUGGCUCUUCUCUGGUAUUAGAGUUUGUAUUUUCACAAAGAAUGCUUUGUAGCAGGCAUUACAAUUAAUCUGUUUUGUACAUAAAUGUGCCAACAGCUUGAUGGUGGCGUUUUUGAAAUGUAGAACAAAGUGCUUGCAAAAUGUAAUAAACACACUUGUGUACUUUGUGUUCUUGUUAAUUCUUUGUGUAGUUUCUCUUUGCCUGUUCUGGACACGUCGCUGUAACUACAAAUGGAAGAAGCUUGUUUAUCCUAUAGACCUUGCUAAGGCACAGGUUGCUUUGAAUAUGUCUCCUAAUCAACAUUUAGUGUCUGAAAUUAUAUAUCUUAAGACUAAGAGAGUAACAUAUUUUCUAAGAGCAGAGUUUCAUAGUCUAGGAAGUGCCAGGUAGCAGGAGUCAUACUUGCUAUAUUUUUAACAUAUCAAAAGAACAGUUGGGAAGAAUUCCAGUUACUACAGUGUAAUUUGGAAUAGCUCAGCAGCAACUGAUCUGACAGCAGUUUGAAUAUUGCUGAGGAUACUGAUUUCUGGAUGUUACAGUAGCUUAUACUUUGAAACCUCAAUAACAACAACUCUACAUUACUUACGUGCAUCUAACAUAAUUUAAAUGGUUAAGAGAGAUCUAUAGCUGUGCCAGCUAACAUGAUACCACUAAGAAAAAUAACUUAGAAACAAUU